CAUAUCACAGCAAAGAGCUGACACGUCGAGACUCAAGACUACAAGAGAUCGAGACACUAUUUUCUAUAGCAAAAAACAAUAGAUUACUCGAGACAGGCAAGUGAAAUUACAAUGGCAACAAACGGCAUCACAGUUGUAGAAACCAUCUCUGAAUUACUGAGCAAGGCAAGCUCGGCAUUUGAGGGGAAAUUUGGAGAGAAACCGACCGUGGCGGGAUGUGCCCCUGGACGAGUGAAUCUCAUCGGCGAGCACACGGACUACAACGAUGGAUUUGUUUUUCCAAUGGCGUUGCCGCAGGUCACACUUCUGGUUGGAAGGAAGACAACUUCUGGAGUAUGCCGAGUGCUGACUACAGCAGAAGGAACAGAUGAACCUAGGUAUACUGAAUUCCCUGUUCCUACUGCUCAAAAGCCCCUAGAGCCUGGUCUACCCAAGUGGGCCAACUAUGUGAAGGGUGUGGUCCAGAACUUUAAAGGCACACUGUGUUCUUUUGAUGCUGCCGUUGUGACAUCGGUACCUCUCGGGGGCGGUGUCUCCAGUUCGGCGUCGCUGGAGGUGGCUACCUACACAUUCCUGGAGGAGCUCACUGGAUGUAAAGCAUCCGACCUCACAGAGAAGGCCCUCGCUUGUCAGAAGGCCGAACAUGAUUUUCCGAAGAUGCCUUGCGGAAUCAUGGACCAGUUUGUUUCUGUUAUGGCGCAAGAAGGAAAUGCCUUGUUACUGGAUUGUAGGACCAUGGAGACGACCCAGGUGCCCCUAAGCGACCCGAACGUGGUGGUCCUGGUCACAAACUCCAACGUGAAGCACGAGCUGACGGGCAGCGAGUACCCCACCAGGAGGAAGCAGUGCGAACAGGCUGCCGCUAUCCUGGGCAAGAAGAGUCUCAGAGAUGCUACGCAAGAGGAAUUAGAUGCUACCAAUAAUAAUUUCUCGGACCAAACUGUGUUCAACCGAGCACGUCAUGUGAUUGGUGAGAUCAAGAGGACGACGGAUGCCGCCACAGCCCUGCAGAAAGGAGAUUAUGACCUCUUUGGCAAGUUGAUGGUAGAAAGUCACAAGUCACUCAGUGGAGACUACGAGGUGAGCUGUGCAGAAUUGGACCAGCUAGUGGAAGCUGCCAUGUCGGUAGACGGUGUCUAUGGCUCACGUAUGACAGGGGGAGGGUUCGGAGGUUGCACCGUGACGCUCCUCAAGAAAGAUGCCAUCGGCCGUGCCGUCAAGACCAUCAAGGAGAAGUACAGCGGUACACCAACCUUCUUCCUGUCAGUGGCGUCCAAAGGUGCGCACUCUCUGAAGCUCUGAGCUCGGAACACACAUCACAAACAGUUACCCCAAUUUUCUACUUUUUCUUCUCCAAGUAUGUACCCAUAUAGUAAGAAAUCUGGGAUCAAAAUGUGGGUAUUCUAAUUCUUUUGACAAUUAGUUCAUGAGGGAUUCAGCAGCUGGUAUACUAUAUAUUCAUCAGAUUUGAAGAUUGUAAUAUUUAGAAAACUUUUGUGACGUGAAUCUUUCAUAACUUGUAAGCAACAGCCAUAUUAGUGUCAAGAAACUAUUGUGAGUCACUAAAAUGCAGUGUUGUAACAGUUGUGAUUCCAUCAUUUCACGGCUUAAAACUUUUGCAAGUCUUAAACCUUUCCCAAACUUAAAACAUUUUAUGCGCACAAGUUUCAGGUUUUACAAUAGGCUUCAGAAUACUUCCUGCAAGGUAUUAGGUAUCAGGGUAUAAGGUAUUAGCUAAGUGCAAAUCAUGGAUAUUUGAUAGCAUUUCCACCCACCAAAGGUGGUGCCGGAGCAUUAUUUUGUUGGGUUCUCCGUUAAUUAGUAAAUGGUUCAUUAGAGCUAUCACAGUUUCACCAUGGACCUAACAUGGUUCAAGUCACCAAGUAUUACAAAGUCACAUGAUGUUAUCUCGAGGAAUUCUAGAACACUUUCAAAUUUAUCAAAUAAUUGAAUUGAUAAAUUUGGCGGCCUGUACCAAGGUGCAAUAUAAACAGGUUUCCGUUUACCAGCAUAUCAUAGAGGUCAAUUAUUGAAAUUAGAGGUAUUAUUGUUAUCACAAUAUGUCAAGAACUUCUUAAGGUAUGAGCUUCAAACACGGUGUGACAGUGUUACUAUAGGAAGAUGAUCCGAUUACAUUAUUGGACAAGUAGGUCAAGAUCAUAAUCGUUUGGUUAGAGAAAUUUGAUUAUAAGCUUUUUGUUUUCAUUGUGCUAUGUCCCAAAUAAUUCCAUCCAAUUCCUUUACCGAAUUUAGGGCGGAGGCAUAUAUUAGACACAGUCGCAUUUGUCUUGUUUUUUAAAGGUGCAAUGAACCUGUGUAAGGAUGUAAAUGCAGUAUGAUUAAGCAGCUGUUUUACUAUUAAACAUUUUAGAGGCAAGAGGUUCAUCAUAUUUGAUAGUUCAUGUGGGUUCUUUUAUAGUCUCUUUGUUAUGAACAAAAAAUUUAUCAAGUAUUGGACAUAUAUGCAGUUGUAGGAAACUUGUAACACUUCUAUAGUGGAGACUUGUGUAAUAUCUCUAGUGUGAUAUGUUCAUCUAAUAAACAUUUUUGGCAUGCAUUACAUCUAAUCCUUGGUACAUGUUCCAUAAAAUAACAGUGCUGUUCGCAAAGGCUGAAAAUUUCAAUUGCAAAUUAGUUUUAUUUAUAUGUAUGAAUGUUAUUCAAUCUAGAAAAGAAAUGCCUGAUAGUCGAUGGAUUUAAGUUUUAUUCUAAAUAAUAAUGGAUCCUGCUCAAUCUAAAAUAUCAAUAUUGUGAUGGCUUAAUCAUUUAAAG
Messenger RNA from Strongylocentrotus purpuratus (purple sea urchin), 2772 nucleotides. RefSeq names its product galactokinase (gene galk1). The transcript has 7 exons. The coding region runs from base 112 to 1302 and encodes 396 amino acids. NCBI's taxonomy places the organism in Eukaryota, Metazoa, Echinodermata, Echinoidea, Camarodonta, Strongylocentrotidae. Gene Ontology annotation, cellular component: cytosol; cytoplasm. The record is from RefSeq and is a predicted model, not a curated record. Gene Ontology annotation, molecular function: ATP binding; galactokinase activity. Gene Ontology annotation, biological process: galactose metabolic process; carbohydrate phosphorylation.